AACCUCUGUUGAUUGUUACUUCGUGGUUGUAACGCCGGAUUACUUGUGGGUAUAUCAAGUUGUUUAACUGUGAUUGGCUUUGUGAGAAAAACAUUAUUUUAUAGUGGACAGAAUAUUCAGCGUCCGCAUCUUAAUUUUUUCGUGUUUCGAAAACAAACAACGGAAAUUACAGUAUUAUUAUCAACAAUGUCACGUCACGUGGAAGCACGAGGAACGAGCGGAAGUGAUGGUACCGGCAGUAAAGAAGGGAAAGUAAAACUAAAAAGUGAAAUAACUUUAAUUAAUGGCGUAGCAAUUAUUGUUGGAUGCAUUAUUGGAGCGGGAAUAUUUGUUUCUCCGAGAGGCGUUUUUGCUUACUGCGGUGAAUCGGUAGGCCUAUCGCUUGUCGUCUGGUCGUUGUGCGGAGUGUUUUCAAUGCUAGGAGCCAUGUGUUACGCUGAGUUAGGAACUUCUAUUGUACGAUCUGGUGGAGAUUAUGCUUACAUUCUCGAAGCUUUCGGGCCUCUGACAGCCUUUCUGAGACUUUGGGUUGCUCUUCUCAUUAUUCGACCAACAGCACAAGCUAUCUUGGCGCUCACUUUUGCCCAUUAUAUUAUUGAACCUCUUUACCAACAAUGUGAACCACCUGAUGCAGCUGUGCGGCUUCUAGCGGCUCUCUCUUUAGGUAAGGGACAUUUUAUAUAA
This is a messenger RNA of Limulus polyphemus (Atlantic horseshoe crab), 684 nucleotides long. Its product is annotated as putative L-type amino acid transporter 1-like protein MLAS. Gene Ontology annotation, biological process: amino acid transmembrane transport. The coding region runs from base 187 to 684 and encodes 165 amino acids. Lineage: Eukaryota; Metazoa; Arthropoda; Merostomata; Xiphosura; Limulidae. The record is from RefSeq and is a predicted model, not a curated record. Gene Ontology annotation, cellular component: membrane. Gene Ontology annotation, molecular function: L-amino acid transmembrane transporter activity. The transcript has a single exon.